This is a messenger RNA of Lachancea mirantina, 399 nucleotides long. NCBI's taxonomy places the organism in Eukaryota, Fungi, Ascomycota, Saccharomycetes, Saccharomycetales, Saccharomycetaceae. The record is from the annotation of a GenBank genome assembly.
AUGUCUGCCAAGGCCGAAAAGAAACCCGCUUCCAAAGCUCCAGCUGAGAAAAAGCCAGCUGCCAAGAAGACCGCUUCCACGAUGGACGCUUCUAAGAAGAAGACCAAGGUGAGAAAGGAAACUUACUCCUCUUACAUCUACAAGGUUUUGAAACAAACACAUCCAGACACUGGUAUUUCCCAGAAGUCCAUGUCUAUCUUGAACUCUUUCGUGAACGAUAUCUUUGAAAGAAUCGCUACCGAAGCCUCUAAGUUGGCCGCUUACAAUAAAAAAUCCACCAUUUCCGCCCGAGAAAUUCAAACUGCCGUUAGAUUGAUUCUUCCAGGUGAAUUGGCUAAGCACGCAGUUUCUGAAGGUACCAGAGCGGUGACGAAAUACUCAUCUUCUACCCAGGCUUAG